Molecule: messenger RNA, 594 nt
Organism: Octopus sinensis (East Asian common octopus)
Lineage: Eukaryota; Metazoa; Mollusca; Cephalopoda; Octopoda; Octopodidae
Exons: 3
Coding region: 1-594 (197 amino acids)
Biological process (GO): chromatin remodeling
Cellular component (GO): nucleus
Source: RefSeq, a predicted model, not a curated record
AUGGUUGGUGUCUUUCUCAACCACACCCUACUCAUAGUGAUCCAUGAGAAUGCAAUUGGGGAAAUUAGGUCAGAAAUAGGGGCUGGUGAAGUUGUAGAAAUUCUCUGCCAACCACAUCUGACUCCUUCCAGAGCCUACACCUUCCACACCCUCAGAGUUGGCACAUUUAAUGUGGGCACAUUGAAGGGUAGGUCUGGUGAGAUUACUGAGAUACUUGAAUGGAGGCUUGUAGAUGUGUGUUGCAUCCAAGAAGCAAGAAGAGGAGGUUCUACUAGGUUCCUCACAGGCAAACGGCAUAGGUAUAAAAUCUGGGUAGAGAACAGUGAUGGGGUUGGGGGCAUAUGCAAACUUCUUGUUGAGAAAUUGGUUGAUAAGACUGCUUUGUUGAUGAAUGUCAGGGACCUUCUCUUUGUGGCUGGCGACUUCAGUGCGCAUGUUGGACAGCAUCCGGGUGGCUUCCAUGGUGUGCAUGGUGGCUACAGAUUUGGUACUCAUAAUGAGGAGGGAAUCAAGCUGCUGGAGUUCUAUGAUGCAAAUGAGCUUAUGAUCUGCAAUACUAACUUCAAGAAACUUACCAGUCAUCUGUUCACCUAG